Messenger RNA from Bactrocera dorsalis (oriental fruit fly), 1408 nucleotides. Its product is annotated as deubiquitinase OTUD6B. The transcript has 2 exons. Bases 163 to 1101 code for a protein of 312 amino acids. The record is from RefSeq and is a predicted model, not a curated record. Gene Ontology annotation, biological process: protein deubiquitination. Gene Ontology annotation, molecular function: cysteine-type deubiquitinase activity. NCBI's taxonomy places the organism in Eukaryota, Metazoa, Arthropoda, Insecta, Diptera, Tephritidae.
UUUUGACAUUAAAAAAUAAUUGUUGCAAACUUUUAAUUGAUUAAUAGUAAGUUUAUUUAUUGUACAUCUCAUCUGUAUAUAUUUUGGCAGAAAUCAACAAAUUGAAAGGCUGAAUCGUAAGAUCUCCAACAUCGCGUACUUCAUUAUAUUUACAUAUAUACAAUGGGAGAAGUAAAUGCUGAAUCUGAGAUGUCUGAAGCCUUGUCAGGUAUAGUUAUGGAUGAUGUGCUUAGUAGGCAUCGCCGAGAACGAAAAGAUUUACAGGCCAAAAUACAGGCCUUAAAAAAGUCUGCACCAAAGAAUGAUAAAAAGAAGCGCAAAGAGAUAAUGGAGGAGGUUGCUCGCAUGGAGAGCGACUUGGAGAAAAGGCAAGCCUCUGAAUUAGUCGAGGUAAAAAAGGAGCAACAAACCCAAGAACAAAAUGAACACCAAAACGGGAAUACAAAUGAGAAACCACAAAACUUCGAUGACGCAUUGUGCAAUGGUGAUGAUGAAGAAGAUGCCACUGAUACUACCCAACGUGUUACUAAAGCACAAAAACGACGUGAUAAGAAAGCGCGUGAAGCCCGACAAAAAGAGGAAGAUAUACGGAUUGCUGCUGAGGAAGCAAAGUUCGCACCAAAAGCUAUCGAAAGGCGUGCUAUACAAUCGAAACUGUUAGAACGACAAUUAACUCUACAUUAUAUUCCUUCCGAUGGUAAUUGUCUCUACAAUGCGGUACGGCAUCAGCUAGCUCAAAAGGAGUUACCUACAUACAGCGUGCAAGAACUGCGCAAGGAAACUGCUAACUAUAUACGCGCUCAUAAAGAUUCAUUGAUUUGUUAUAUGACUAAUCCGAAAACUGGCUUACUGCUUACUGAUGCAGAAUUUGAAAACUACUGCGAACUAUUGCAUACUACACCAGCUUGGGGAGGACAAAUUGAACUAAAAGCCUUAUCCUCCAUACUUAAAGUACCCAUUGAAGUGCUACAGGCAGAAGGACCACCGACUCUACAAGGGGCUGACGAAUUUGCUGGGCCUAGUCUAUUAAUAACGUACCACCGCCAUAUGUACAGUCUGGGUGAACAUUACAAUUCUACUGUGCCAAUCGUACAAGUCUGAAAACCUAAAACUAAUGAGUGAAAUUAAUUAUCGUUUCCCUUUAUUUGUAAAACAAAAAAUUAACAUUGCUAUCCAAAAAUACUUAAAACUGUUCUUUUUUUAACAAUUUCUCUUGUGUAUUUUUUGCAACAGUAGUGUAAUAAAUCAGACUUUUCCGAGUUUCCCAUUCUGAAACCUCAAAAUAAUCUGUAAAUAAGUAAAAAAAUAUUUUUUUAUGUUCAACUCAAAUUUACAUAAUAAAAACGUUUAUUUUACAUUAAAAUAAUUAAUAAGUUGUUAAUAAAAUUAACGAUUUACUUUAAGUUUA